GCGGUCACGUGGCAGGAACCGGAAGCUGGGAUUAUAAAGCAAAGGAAAGCGGAAUCUGCGCUCGCUUUCCUUAUUCUUGUCCCUCCGUCGUGUUCUUCAGGCGUAAACUCGAGCUCGUCGCGCACCGGCUCAGCCUCACUGUCGCCAUGGCCCUCAGCGAUGCCGACGUGCAGAAGCAGAUUAAGCACAUGAUGGCUUUUAUUGAACAAGAAGCCAAUGAGAAAGCAGAAGAAAUAGAUGCAAAAGCAGAAGAAGAGUUCAACAUUGAGAAAGGUCGUCUUGUGCAAACCCAGAGACUGAAGAUCAUGGAGUACUACGAGAAGAAGGAGAAGCAGAUAGAGCAGCAGAAGAAAAUUCAGAUGUCCAAUUUGAUGAAUCAAGCAAGACUCAAAGUCCUCAGAGCAAGAGAUGACCUUAUUACAGACCUACUCAAUGAAGCAAAACAGAGACUCAGCAAGGUGGUGAAAGAUACGACCAGGUAUCAGGUGCUGCUGGACGGACUGGUUCUCCAGGGGAUGUACCAGUUACUGGAGCCCCGGAUGAUUGUUCGCUGCCGGAAGCAGGACUUCCCUCUGGUCAAGGCCGCUGUGCAGAAAGCCAUCCCCAUGUACAAAAUCGCCACCAAGAAGGAUGCCGACGUCCAGAUUGACCAGGAGGCCUACCUGCCCGAGGAGACCGCUGGCGGAGUCGAGAUCUACAACGGGGACCGCAAGAUAAAGGUCUCCAACACCCUGGAGAGCCGCCUGGACCUCAUCGCUCAGCAGAUGAUGCCGGAAGUGCGCGGAGCCUUGUUUGGUGCAAAUGCCAACAGGAAGUUUCUGGACUAAGCCGGCGUGUCUGAUCGCUGAAGAAACAACACUGUGUGGCUCCCUCUGUGCUGUCUGUGUCUCGGUGGGUGUCUGACAUCUCUGCACGAACGCCCUUCGCCCCCUGGCCGAUCGGUGACGACGGGAGAGCGUCUGCGUCGCUCUGAUCGGGAACCUGCCUCCAGCUCCUCUGAAGGGACCGGCUCCCGCCGGUUCUGCAGCCUGAAGGUGAAGGAACGGGCGGUGGCUGCGUGGCCCCACCGUCUCCCGCCCUCCUCUGCUUUUAGUUCCUCGGGUGGCCUCCCGCCUGGUGCCUGCUCCCCAGCCCCCUGCGGGCGCAUGCGUCCUGUCCUGUGGGCCCGGCAGGGCUCCUGUCUGCACGUGUGAUGUAAAACCCACGCCACGGGCUCUAUUUAUUAAACAAAAGGUCUAUGUGAAUUGCGUUGUAAUGUUAC
Molecule: messenger RNA, 1261 nt
Organism: Pteronotus mesoamericanus
Lineage: Eukaryota; Metazoa; Chordata; Mammalia; Chiroptera; Mormoopidae
Gene: ATP6V1E1
Product: ATPase H+ transporting V1 subunit E1
Exons: 9
Coding region: 147-827 (226 amino acids)
Biological process (GO): proton transmembrane transport
Cellular component (GO): proton-transporting two-sector ATPase complex, catalytic domain
Molecular function (GO): proton-transporting ATPase activity, rotational mechanism
Source: RefSeq, a predicted model, not a curated record